CCUGCCCCGGUCCGAGGACGCUCUGCGGAGGCUGCUCCGAACCGCUGCUGGGCGACGCUCCCGGGCGAGGCAGGUCCAUCAUGAGCAAAGAAUGGGACUCAAACUCUUCAGAAAACUGGAAUCACAUCUGGAGUGUCAAUGACACACAGCAUCAUCUGGUCUCAGACAUUAACAUUACUUAUGUGAGCUACUAUCUGCACCAGCCUCAAGUGGCAGCGAUCUUCAUUAUUUCCUACUUUGUGAUCUUUUUCCUGUGCAUGGUGGGAAACAUCAUGGUUUGCUUUAUCGUAGCAAGGAACAAACAUAUGCACACAGUCACUAAUCUUUUCAUCUUAAACCUGGCAAUAAGUGAUUUACUAGUUGGCAUAUUCUGCAUGCCUAUAACACUGCUGGACAAUAUCAUAGCAGGAUGGCCGUUUGGAAGUACAAUGUGCAAGACCAGUGGGUUGGUCCAGGGAAUAUCAGUCGCAGCUUCAGUCUUUACUUUAGUUGCAAUAGCGGUGGAUAGAUUCCGCUGUGUGGUCUACCCUUUUAAACCCAAGCUCACCAUUCAGACGGCAUCUGUCAUCAUUGUGAUCAUCUGGGUCCUGGCCGUCACCAUCAUGUUGCCAUCUGCCGCAAUGUUACACACACAAGAAGAAAAAUACUACCGUGUGAGGCUCCACUCCCAGAAUAAAAGCAGCCCAGUCUACUGGUGCCGGGAAGACUGGCCCAAUCAGGAAAUGAGGAAGAUCUACACCACCGUGCUGUUCACCACCGUUUACAUGGCUCCUCUGGCCCUCAUUGUGGUCAUGUAUGGUAGGAUUGGGAUUUCACUCUUCAGGACCGCAGUUCCCCACACCAGCAAGCGGAACCAGGAGCAGUGGCACACGGUGUCUAAGAAGAAACAGAAGGUCAUUAAGAUGCUCCUGAUGGUGGCUCUACUUUUCAUGUUCUCCUGGCUGCCGCUAUGGACUCUGAUGAUGCUCUCAGACUAUGCUGACCUUUCUUCCAAUGAGCUGCGAGUCAUUAACAUCUACAUCUACCCUUUUGCACACUGGAUGGCCUUCUGUAACAGCAGUGUCAACCCCAUCAUUUACGGUUUCUUCAAUGAGAACUUUCACCGUGGCUUCCAAGAUGCUUUUCAGCUCCAGAUCUGCCGAAACAGAGCAAAUCUCAAGGAAGCAUAUGCUCUAAGAGCUGCAAACAAUGUGGUCAUAAACACAUCUAUUCAGCUUGCCCAACAGUCUGCACUGCAGAACCCACAUGCAGAGAGUUUGCUCUCUAGAAAAAAUACUGAAGACACCAGGCAGGAAUUAAUGAGGGAAGACUUAGGAGAAGCUACUGAUAGUAAUGAGAUCAGAAAAGACACGGUGUGAUGAUCCCACCCCUACCGUGGGUUAUGUGUACCAUAGCCUUCUGUGACUCUGUACUUCAGUUCUGUCUGGUGUUCUACACAAACCAUUUACUGAAAGCCCUCUCUGGCAAAAUUUCAAUAGUAAACAAAACUGGUCUUAUUAUCAGACAAUCAGUCUUAGGAUGUGCAAAACACUCUCCAUUUCUAAGAGUACUUCUCAAAGCCUGAACUUUCCCAGCUGAGCCUUUUUAAAUGAAAGUCAAAGGAAUCAAGCACAUAUGUGUUUUUUUGUGUGUAUCUUGUAAAUAUGUGUGGCACAAACACCCACAUUUCCCAAAUGGUGAGAGGUAGGCAGCACUUUGCAUGUCAGUCCAUUCUGCUAAUUCUCUCUUUGGGUUUGGAUUUGAAACUUGGACUAGAGUUUACUGAUCUGCUUGUGUUUCUGUGUGUACUUAACUUCCUAAGAAAUGUAUCAGAUCACAUAAAGUUCUUUGCUACCACUUUUCUCAUCUUUAUCAGAUUAUUUGGCUUCAUUUAGAAAAAAGAAAUUGCAGGUCUUUGGGUAUCUGUGUCAUAGGUGACUUCACCUAAUGUGUUAGAACUCCAGUACCAAAGAAAGGGACACAUAUUUCACUAUAAAGAUUUUUUUAUUUUAAAGAGGAUUAAAUUGUGCAGUGCAUCAAUUGUUCCAUAAAAGUUACUGCUGGGUUUUUAAUAUUUUCAUGGUUUGUGCUCUAGCUGAGUGCACAUCCAUUACAGAACUGAUUCAGAACCUCAACUCAACCUCCUUCUAACAGAAUCAACAACAUAAAGAAACAGAUACUUUAAUAAUGCAGCAGCUGGCAGAAGAAUAGUACUUCUUUAACAUGCUUAAUCAGACAUGUUUAACUGUCAUCAUAAAACUCCCAUAAUGUACAGAAAGAACAAGAAUAAUUAUCCCAAGUUUCCUUCUGGGUACAACAUUUAAAUUAAGCACCCAAGUUUAAUAAAUUAGUACUGUGGUUACAAAGAAAUCUGUCAACCCUGGAUUCUGCUACUCUACAAUUAUGUGAUAAUAACCAUUGUAAAUGCUACUUUCAUGUGGGGUGAGAUAGGCCCCCAGGAAAUUGGGAAUUAUAACAAAGUAAUUUGUUUGGCAAAUAAGAAUAAAUCUAUGGGCAUGAAACUA
Chinchilla lanigera (long-tailed chinchilla) is the source of this 2504-nucleotide messenger RNA. It is a transcript of the gene Npffr2, whose product is annotated as neuropeptide FF receptor 2. Gene Ontology annotation, biological process: regulation of MAPK cascade; regulation of adenylate cyclase activity; regulation of cAMP-dependent protein kinase activity. The coding region runs from base 81 to 1358 and encodes 425 amino acids. The transcript is spliced from 4 exons. Gene Ontology annotation, molecular function: neuropeptide receptor activity; opioid receptor binding; peptide binding. The record is from RefSeq and is a predicted model, not a curated record. Gene Ontology annotation, cellular component: membrane. Lineage: Eukaryota; Metazoa; Chordata; Mammalia; Rodentia; Chinchillidae.